AUGUCUCCUACGCCCCCUCCCCGAUCUUCUGCCCCCGUCAAGCCCAAUGCCGACGUGGGCUCUACACCUUCUCGCCCUGCGCCGUCCGUCGGCCAGGGUAUCUCUUUCGGCCGUGUCGCCCCGGCUGCGCCCACGUCGCUCGUGGGCUUCUCGUUCGGCACAACGGUGCUGCCUGCCGUGGGUCCGUCGGCCGCCUCCGCCCCCGACGUGUCGCUGCCGCCCGUGGGCAGUUCUCCUGCCGUCCCCGCCCCUUUGUCGCCGCCGACCGUAGGCGGUCAGCACCCGGCUGCUCUCGCGCUCUCACCGUAUCAGCACCGAUACCAACACAAGCCUCGCGACAGACUCGUCAGGAUGUCGUCGCUGGAUGGACAUCAACCUCUGCGACAGCUGGACGCUGCGCUCGACGUGCAUCCGGCUAUCAUCACCGCGCUGAUUCGGCGGGUGAAAUCGCUCGUGGCUCGGCUCAUCGAUCGCGACGUCGACGAAGAGCGAGUGCGAGGAGCCGAGGGCCUCAUCUCGGACAAGACUAUCUCGGCAUUCCACGAGCUCGGCGGCGACUUUGGCGAUGCUGUCCCCUAUGCCUUGCUCGAAGCUCGCGUAGAGUUUGAAGAGGAUGCCGAGAAGCAGCCGCUGGACCACGGCCUGAACCGCAAGCGUGCGAUCGCAUGCGAAGUGCUCGUACAGCGACUGGUGGCGCACAUUGAGCGCAGCUCGAUCGGCUCGGCGUCCUCGAGCGUCGGAAGCUACCACCUCUGCUUGACCAAAAAGUUUCGGCGCUUCGAGAGCGACGGAGAUGUGACGCUGCCCACAUCCGCUCUGGAAGCUGCGAUCGAUCAGAACUGCGUGCCUGUGCUCGCAUCCAUCGAGGCGCGACUAGCGACACAAGCCAUCUGGGAGGGAACCCUUGUGCAAAAGUACUCGGCGGGCGGAUACACCUAUUUCGAGCCAUACGACAAGAAGGAGGACGGCGCGUUCCUGUCGCACUUCCAUCCGUCGCGCUUGGGCGUACCCAAGUACUCGUACAUUACCAACAUUGUACUCUGGAUCUUCUUCCUUGCCAUCUUUACGGUACAGACGAGGACGUUCAAGUCGUUCGACGUGUUCGAGGCGAUCCUGUGGAUCAUGGCGGCAGGCUACCUCGUGGAAGAUGCGUCGCGCUGGGUCAAGAUGGGAGGGCUCGGCGCGGUCGAGUUCUGGACCGUGAUGGACCUCUUCACGGACGGGCUGCUUUUCGUCUCGUUCUGCUUCCGCGUGGCGAGCUUUGUGUCGCACGGCAAGCGCUCCGACUCGUACGAGCUGCGAGCGUUCCAGUUCCUGGCGUGCGUGGCACCGUUGAUCUGGGUGCAGCUGCUCAAGGUGUUUGACGGCUUUGUGUACUUUGGCACGCUGACGGUGAUCAUCCUGCGCAUGUUCAAGGAGAGUGCGAUCUUCUUCACGCUGCUCGCGUUGGUCAUGGUCGGGUUCGGACAUGCGUUCCUGGCGCUCGAUGCUGCCGACGAGUCGCGAGUGGACAAUGUGGAGGUCAAGAUCAUCGAUGUGCUGACGCAGUCACUGCUUGGCGGAGCGGAUUUCGAGCUGACGAACGAGGAUGCGUUUGGAUAUCCGUACGGCCACAUUCUGUACUACGCCUACUGCUUUGUGACGGCGGUGAUUCUGCUCAACAUCCUCAUCGCAUUCUUCGGUACGGCAUACAGCGACGUGGUGGAUUCGGCGGACGAGGUGUACGCGGCCUUCUUUUGCCAAAAGGUGGUUGCGAUGGUGCGAGCGCCGGACCAGUUUGUUUACGCGGCGCCGUUCAAUCUGCUCGAGGCGUUUGUGAUCGCGCCGCUGGAGUGGGUGCUGCCGCACGAGACGUACGCCAAGCUGAACUACAGUGUGCAGUCGGUGCUGUUCGCGCUGCCGCUCAUGUGCAUCGCCUUCUACGAGAGCCGGGUGGCUCGCAACGGUGGCUCGAUCCGACUGCCGCUGCUCGAGGCCGAGGAGAACGAUCCGACGAGCUCGAUGCUCGAGGGGACGCAGGAGGACCCGAUUGUUCCCGAGCUGGAUGGCAGUGGAGGCAUGCAGAUUUCGCGAACCAAGUUUGACGAGAUUGUUGGGAUGAUGAAGCAGCAGUGA
Molecule: messenger RNA, 2115 nt
Organism: Moesziomyces aphidis
Lineage: Eukaryota; Fungi; Basidiomycota; Ustilaginomycetes; Ustilaginales; Ustilaginaceae
Source: the annotation of a GenBank genome assembly